AUGUUCAGGUUUGCAGCCGGAGGUGUUUAUGGUUGGACUGGAUACGGUUUCUUUGAUUUCAAUGAUCAUAUAUUCUUGUUAAAAGCACCGAAACGAAUCAUCGUAUCAUACUGUGAUGGCGCUCCACUGAACACAUCUUCGUUGAAUGCUGAACAGUUUUCACCGAAGAAGAAACGUUUGGAGUGCGGUGAUGAGAGCGCAGCACAUGUAAAUGUUGCUAGCGAACAAACACAAGAAAGUAUCGAUAUCGGUGAUGACGACGAUGAAUUGAUUAAAACGUGGUCGAAUGUUACAUAG
Messenger RNA from Anisakis simplex (herring worm), 297 nucleotides. Lineage: Eukaryota; Metazoa; Nematoda; Chromadorea; Rhabditida; Anisakidae. The record is from the annotation of a GenBank genome assembly.